Exophiala mesophila is the source of this 1625-nucleotide messenger RNA. RefSeq lists its product as uncharacterized. The transcript has 2 exons. Lineage: Eukaryota; Fungi; Ascomycota; Eurotiomycetes; Chaetothyriales; Herpotrichiellaceae. The coding region runs from base 67 to 1533 and encodes 488 amino acids. The record is from RefSeq and is a predicted model, not a curated record. Gene Ontology annotation, cellular component: tRNA (m1A) methyltransferase complex. Gene Ontology annotation, biological process: tRNA methylation.
UGAUUCGAGUUUUGUUCUGUUGAUAGAGCGUCUUUAGUUUGAGGUGCCUGUUGGGUCUGUUGUGGCAUGUUGGGCUCCGUUAAGUCGAUCUCACGGUCAUUGGGCGCGUUGAAACGUCCAGUGCACGGCGGUCGUUAUGGUUCUCGACACUUUGCCACGAGAGAUCUAACCCGAUAUUGUGAGGGUGACAGAGUUGUGAUUGACGACACAAGACUCUCCCCGAAACUCCAGAAAGAUGCAUCAUUCGACGUCAAACAUGGUCGAAUAGAACAUAACGACAUUAUCGGAAAGCCGAUAUCCGGACCCUUCUAUCUGAGAUCCAAAGGACGAUUGACCAAACUCGAACACCCGACCCUAGAACAGUAUGUUUCUAUGAGCAAGAGAUUAGUCACUCCAAUCUAUGGAACCUAUUCCAAUUCAAUCAUCUCGCUUCUCGACAUCCAUCCAAUCCAAAUCCAGCAAGACGCCACCAGUUCUGAUGAAAAUACCGAGCCCGACGAUUCUCCUAAAGAGCGCCUUGAAGUCCUCGAAGCCGGUACAGGUCAUGGCGCGCUAACUCUCCACCUCGCCCGAGCUAUCGCAGCCGCGAAUCCACCUCCCUUAGCCCUCGAAAUUCCACGCUCCGUCAAACCCUCUAGCAACCAGGCACAUACUUCUGCCGGUAGCAGCGAAAGCGAAGUAUUCAAUGAAGCCAUCCAAGAAAAACACAGUUUGACACUUAAAUGGAAUGCAUGGAAAGCAACUCGAAGAGCAAUCAUCCAUACCGUUGAAAAUGUACAAGCCAAUCGCUUUCAUGCAGAGAAGGUUACUCGGGAAUUCCGUCAGGGGUUGUACUGGCCUCAUAUUGAUUGGUAUCACGACGAUCUUUCUACUUGGGUUUCGAAGGCAAUGGUAGAGCGGGACAACGAGGCUUUUCUAUCAUACGUCUGUCUUGAUAUGCCCGACGCCCAUGAAAAGUUGAGAGAUGUUCACCCUGCAAUGAAGGAAGGGGCAAAAGUGCUUAUCUUUGUGCCCAGUGUGACACAGCUUGUGGACUGCGUCAAGAUGAUUCACCGGGAGAAGUUGCCGUUCAGUCUAGAUCAAGCGAUGGAAUUGGGACAUGGAAUAAGCAGUGGACGAAAAUGGGAUGUUCGGAGUGUGAAACGACGGAAACCCAAGUCUGAAGCUGCGUCUAUCCAACCUUCCGCAACGUUGGAGGAGCAGCCCGAAGAAGAAGAAGAUGAUGAUGAGACAGAGGCAGAAAGUGUCGCGACGACCGAGACCUCGUCAGAAACGGCUCAUGAGGAUGGCAAUAUUAAUGCCGACGAAGACACGACAUCGAAUUCGACAUCAUCAAGACUACCACUCGAAACAUCUUCGCAGCUGCCACCAUCUGAAGAAGAUCCGGUGGUUAUUUGCCGACCGCAGAUCGGUGAGCGAACCCUGGGCGGGGUGUUUGUUGCUGUCUUCCGCAAGAGAUCGCCAGAGAUGGCGGAGCUAGAACUUGGGUGGAGACGAGAUCAGACGGGCAUAAGGCGGAGAUUCUUCCGAUAGGGCUGGACGAUCAAUGGUCAGAUAGAUCUGUAUAACACUUGUAAAGCACAUAUAGAACGCAGAUAAAAUCAAUACAUCCGCAAUCGCGAGCA